AUGGCGUCCUUCACCGAAGCAACUCCGUUGCUUGCUUCACUCCACAGCACUGGAGAGGAGAAGAAAGAGGACAAUGACAACGAUCUAAUGAUUGAUAUCCCGCGCCGCAGCGGCGGUAGCAGCACCAGCGUCCUGGAUCGCCUCUCUUUCUUGUCCAACCGAGCAGAUGAUGUGGACUUUCCGAAUGUCCCUCCCUUUUCUAUUCUGGUCGAAGUGAUUGGAGCGAGGAACCUCCAUAUUGGAGAUAUGGACAGCAGUUUCAUGGAAACAUACUGUGUGGUGCAAUACGGAACCCGGACGGUCCAUCGCACACUUCCCUACCGUGGGAAUACAGCCGAUCAAACCGGCUCCAGGGCCAAACGCUUUGGUCAAGCACUCAAACAAAUGGUGGUGGAUCGGUAUUACAGUGACAAGGACGACGGCAGGCAAGAAAAAGCCACUACUCUGUUGAAUCCUAUAUGGACCAUUCAGCACGAUGCUCUGUUCAGUAUUGAUGUCACGCCACGCGACAUGGCCAAUCACAGAGCUUUGGUCAUGAACCUGUGGGCAAGACCCUUGCAAGGCAGCAACAACACGACGCCGACCAGCAAGCGAUCGAUACAGCAACAACUACCUACAUUUAUUGGAAAAAUUCGAAUACCCGUUCAGGAUCUACUGGGUCAAUGUCAUGAGCAACGAGUCGAGCUACCAUUGGUGGAUGAUUUUGACCGAGCAGUUGUGGUUGACGGAGAUGACAAGUCAUUACUCGCAUUUCGCUGUCGGAUCGCUUCUCCGGCCGAUCUAGAACUUACACGAUUUUGGAACGGACCCACAACGACCACGCCACGAACAACAUUUGUCAAUACACAACGAGUCGUCAACGACAAUCUAUGGACCCAGGCAAAAGUCAUGGAAGAGACGACGAGCCAAAAGGCCGUUCUGGUGACUGAGCUCCCCGAGGACCAUAUCCAGGGAGCCUUUCUCUCCACAGCAGUUGCCGGGGCCAUGACACGGCCGGAUGGCAGGGUCUGUGUCAAGCCCUGUCCGGAUCCUCUAUGGGCAAGGCAUCAACAAAAGAAACCACCGGCGUCACCCUCCUCUUCUAUCCGUGCGUCGUUGUCGCCCUCCUCUGCCUCCCAAAUGUACCUGACUCCCAAAGAACUGAAACUAGAAACUCACAAACCAUCUCGGCAGUGGGUUCAGGGGGGAUCCAGGGAAGGAUCGCUGGGGCGAUUAUAUGUAGAAAUACUGUCCUGUCAUGAUUUGCCGAAUGUCGAUCGUGGAGAGACUCUAGGGAACAAGACGGAUGCCUUUUGUUCCUUGGUGUACGGAGAUACCAUGGUCCAAACAGAUUUGAUUGAUGAUGAACUAUCACCGCAUUGGAUGCCUUGGACACAACGAGCCUUUGUCUUGAACAUGUCCGAGGGAUGGCCCAAUCCGUACGGGCAAUUGUUGUAUAUUGGAGUCUUUGGCUACAAGCGCAAGCCAAUACGGAGACACCGACCCAUUGGUAGAAUCGAGAUUCAUCCUCUGCAUUUUCAGCGGGACACUCUGUACGAACUAGAAUACAACCUCUACAAGGACUCUCACAAGGCACAUCGCAGAGCCCAAGGAACAGUUCGGAUCCGACUUCGAAUCGAAAUGGAUGACGAACGAGCAGCCUUUUUGGCAAGCUUCAAGUCGGCACUCAAUCCACUCAAGCCCAGGAUACACAUCAAUGUCAACACCAAGAAAAGUUGGGCCGUGGCGCAAUUCACAGCCAGGGGUGAAUACAACGAUGAAGAAAAGUUCCAGCUGGGUGUGCUGCAGGGGUACAUUGAUGAGAUCAUCCAGGGCUACUUGAGUCGACUGAUUUACGCUCUUCGAGAUGGAAGUCACUCUCUGAUCUUUUGGCAAGCCCACAAUCAGCUACAUCUGUCGAUCCCGGGUGGUGUCGUCGUCUUUCCGUUGUACUCGCUUCUCACAUUUGUCAUGGGCUUACUGGUGGUGGAGCAUCCACAGUACAUUCUUGGUAUUCUAUGCUUCGCAGCCAGCCUGUUUCUAUUCGCCCAAAUGGAGCACCGUAACCGAAAUCCAUCGCCUUGGAAAAGAUGCAAUUCCUUUGGGCACUACGUGAGGAUUCUUUUAAAUCAACAACCCAUUCGUUUCGAACGCAUAGAAGCAAACCAGGGAUGGGAAGAAACACAAGCACAAGAAUCAGCUUUCAGAGCACGGGUUGAAAGCGAACGAGAGUUCUUUCAAAAGAAGGAAGCAGUUGAGAAAGAAUUGGAAAAACUGGAGCACUCGGCUCACAUUGAUACCAAAUCAACCGAUCUGAUUCAGCUGGAGCUCCUUGUGGUGCUCGGAAAAGUACAAGGGAUUAUCGGGAAUAUAUGUCGCUUGCUAAGAUUUGCAGAUACCAUCAUCACAUGGGAAGAGAGUGACUUAUCAUUCCUUCUCACUGUAGCGCUUUUUGUCACUGGAUCAACUAUACUAUUCCUGCCUUGGGCCUUUCUUCUCAAAUGGACAGGUCGAAUCCUGGUCAUAGUACUAUUCGGUCCGCAGAAUCAUCUGAUCCAUGUAUUGUAUAUUCAGAAGAGAACCAACGACGAACAGAAACUACGGAAUCUCUUCAGGCAUCGGAUCCAUCAGGUUAGAUGUCAUCUAGAAGAGAUUACAAGGCUUAAGGUUUUUCGUCAGAGUGUCUUUGGAAAAUACUCUAUUGCUGUCCCCUCCAUCCUUUGGACGCCUCACCGCGACUAUCCAAAUCCCACCUCAACUGCCAAGUACCAAGGCACACGAAUGCAGGACAAUUUACCUGGUAAAGAAAAGAUCAAAGGCGCGGCCAUUGGGCAGUUCAUCGUUGGGAAGAUGAUCCCGCGACCUUUGGGAGCGAUGAAGGAAUGCCGUAACUACUCUAUGCAGCAGAAGGAGACAAUCGAAAGCAUCUUAGCUAUGCCCGAAGCAAACAUAGAAGGCCCAGAACAAACUAAGUCACCCGCGUGUUCUCCGCUAAACCAGAUAGGACGUGAAUCGAGUGCUUUCCUGGAUGCCGGCUUUGAGGUCGCUGAACUGUUUGACGAAGAGGCACAAUACGUAAAGAACGUGUUCAAACCAACCCCCCAGGAAAGCCUUCGCGAGCUUGGGGUAGAGAUACGAGAAGAAGCGACAAUGUCCAAAAUGUUUCUUCCGGCUUUUCGGUCAGUGCAUGACUUUGACGAGUUUGACCAAGACGACGAAAACAGUUCCUCAUCCGAAGAGGAAAGCAUCUGUGGUGACAAAGAAUCUGCCAAUGCCGUAACAUCGUGGAAGAAUGCGAGUCUGAGUCCAAGACAACACGUGGUUGUUGCCCGGCCAACAAGAGCUCGCCGACAAAGUGUCGUGGAGCCUGGUGUGGAGGUCACGGAGGAAGAAAGCGCCAGCAUAGACAAGGCUGUAGACAAACAAUCUGCAAAUGUAGAAACGGCGAAGACGCUCGACCUGCUGCAACCUGCAACUGCUUCCAUAUCAAAAGAGGUUCGUCGCCAGAGUGUCGUCGAGCUGGGCGUGGAGGUCACAGAGGAAUUUACUGAAGAGGCGGCUUUUGCGCAGCAAUCUUGGAACCAAUUCUCCCCCAGCGACCUCGUGUUCCCCGACUUAUUGGCUUCCGCGGCGGAGGUCGAGCAUACCAACGAGACUUUAGCGCUGUCUCCGUGCCGACGAGAGCAGGGGUUGAAGAUUGAGAUCCCGCUAUCCGAAAAGAACGACGAAGAGGACCCCUUUCGAUCGUCUCAGUCGAUUCCGACUUCUUCUUCGAGUGCACGAAAGUUGCCCAGGCAACAAAGUGACGGUGACAUCAAGGUUGACGAGCAAUGCGAGCAAUUGACUCUUUUGUCGAUUGUGCCGAUACCCACAAUUUGGAGUGACCAGAUCAAUGGGAAUGAUGAUGCAACAUCGGCUGGCGAAGGUGAAGCUGAGGACAUCUUGAUGCCACUGCCUGCGGUUGAUAGCCCAAUCCAACCGAGUGGUACUAUUGUCCCUCCUCCACAACACCGGUCGCGCAAGUCAACCUUUCUUGAAGUACCUCCACCACAGCCUCCCAAAAGCUCUUCAGUCGAGCAAUCCUCAACACAGGUUCCUAUCGGCAGUGCUCUAAGGACGUCGGUCUCAAUGGAUGAGGGUGAAUCUCAGGGGAUUGAUACGGUUGAAAGCGACGAUCGCGGAUUCGAAAUUGUCGCCGAAUGGGUCUCAGAAGAUAAGUAA
This is a messenger RNA of Seminavis robusta, 4200 nucleotides long. The record is from the annotation of a GenBank genome assembly. Lineage: Eukaryota; Bacillariophyta; Bacillariophyceae; Naviculales; Naviculaceae.